GGCGAGAAAAUAACUAAAUUACAAUAAUACAAUUAUUUUGUUAACAAUAUAAUUCCGCGCUAUAUAAAGUAUAUAAUAAACAGAUUUGUUAAUAUAAUAUUGAGUAAUACUAAACAGAUAAAAUUCCCGCAAAUCCAUUUAUACCGUUAAUUAUUUUCUCUCUCCUUUGCUUCAACAAGUAAAUUAACAAUGGCGAUUUCUCCUAAUCUCACUCGAGUUUUCACCUUCAGUGAACUUCGCUUGCCGGAAACUCACAGCCGUUCAAUCUUCUACCGGAAGCCUCAAUUGUCCGUCCGAUGCGCCGCUGAUGAAUCUUCUGCUGCGUCGUCGACUGUUGAUUCUCAAUUUGAUGCGAAAAAGUUUCAUCAUAAUUUGACGAGAAGUGAUAAUUAUAAUCGUAAAGGUUUUGGUCGCAAAGCAGAGACUCUUCAGCUUAUGAAUCGCGAGUAUACUAGUGAUAUAGUAAAGACUUUGAAGGAGAAUGGAUAUGAGUAUACAUGGGGCAAUGUCACAGUGAAGUUGGCCGAAGCUUUUGGAUUUUGCUGGGGUGUGGAAAGAGCCGUUCAGAUUGCAUAUGAAGCAAGGAAACAGUUUCCCAGUGAGAGAAUCUGGAUCACUAAUGAAAUCAUUCACAACCCAACUGUUAAUAAGCGAUUGCAAGAUAUGGAAGUGCAGAAUAUCCCCGUCGAGGAAGGAAAGAAGCUGUUUGAGGUUGUUGACCAAGGUGAUGUUGUGAUUUUACCAGCUUUCGGAGCUGCUGUAGAUGAAAUGUUGACAUUGAGCGAGAAAAAAGUACAAAUAGUAGAUACAACUUGUCCUUGGGUGAAUAAGGUGUGGAAUGUUGUCGAGAAGCACAAGAAAGGAGACUACACUUCAAUUAUUCAUGGGAAAUAUGCUCACGAGGAGACUGUUGCAACUUCAUCUUUUGCUGGGACCUACAUAAUUGUGAAGAAUAUGAAGGAGGCAACUUAUGUUUGUGAUUAUAUUCUCCGGGGGCAACUUGAUGGGUCUAGUUCAAGCAGAGAGGCAUUUUUAGAGAAAUUCAAAUAUGCUGUUUCCGAUGGGUUUGAUCCUGAUAGAGACCUUGUUAAAGUUGGGAUAGCAAACCAAACUACUAUGCUCAAGGGAGAAACAGAAGAAAUUGGGAAGUUGGUUGAGAGGACUAUGAUGCGCAAGUAUGGAGUUGAGAAUGUUAACAACCACUUCAUGAGUUUCAACACAAUUUGUGAUGCUACACAAGAGCGACAAGAUGCGAUGUAUAAGCUGGUGGAUGAAAAGGUAGACCUUAUGCUGGUAAUUGGCGGCUGGAACUCCAGUAACACCUCUCAUUUGCAAGAGAUAGCUGAGGACCGUGGUAUCCCGUCAUAUUGGAUUGACAGUGAAGCAAGAAUUGGCCCUGGAAACAGAAUAAGUUACAAGUUGAACCAUGGGGAGCUUGUUGAGAAAGAAAAUUGGCUGCCGGAAGGGCCAAUCACCAUUGGUGUAACUUCUGGUGCUUCUACACCUGAUAAGGUAUACACUCAAACUUUUUUUUUGGUUUACCCGGUAUUCAGCAAGACUGGUAGGCUAAGAACUUAUUGCAAUGACUACACUAUUCAGCAGCAUAUUCAACUUUUAACCUGCGAUUUGCGAAUAUAGAUGCAAGGGAUAGUUCUCUUCUUGAAUUGUUGAUGCUCAGGCAUUUGGUGUUAUUAUACCUAUUUUUUCAUUAUAUUAGUGUUGAUCCUCAAUCUUUUCGAGUUUUCCUUUCCAGGUUGUCGAAGAUGUUUUGAUAAAGGUAUUUGAUCUUAAACGGGAUGAAGCAUUGCAGCAAGAAGCUGUGGCCGCUUAAGGGUCUAAGGCAGUUUGAUUUGUAGCCAUGAUUCAAAUGGCUGUGUUUAUUAAAACUGAUGCUGUUUAGCUAGUAGUCGGAAGAGGAGUAUUUUGUAACUGAUCCUGUGCAACUGUGGUUGAAACAUGUAUGUAUGAAAUGGUUUCCUAGCUAGUUCGCAAAUCGUAUGUUACUUUCAACCCUAGGCAUUGUUUUGUUUGUCACGACUACACGGACAUUCAGAGUUCCUGGAGUUUAGUAGUUUGAGACUUGAGAGUAAAGUUUGGUUUACCAAAAUUGGGUGGAAGUAUGGAUGUUGCUUGAUCAUGCAUUAUUCCCCUGUCAUCUGGGAGACAACCUUGCAGAUUAUGCUGAGCUUAUAAUUUAUCAAUUGGGAGUUAGAAUUUCGGAUCCUUC
Messenger RNA from Amaranthus tricolor (Joseph's coat), 2227 nucleotides. Its product is annotated as 4-hydroxy-3-methylbut-2-enyl diphosphate reductase, chloroplastic-like. Gene Ontology annotation, biological process: isopentenyl diphosphate biosynthetic process, methylerythritol phosphate pathway; dimethylallyl diphosphate biosynthetic process. Bases 190 to 1638 code for a protein of 482 amino acids. Gene Ontology annotation, molecular function: 4-hydroxy-3-methylbut-2-enyl diphosphate reductase activity; metal ion binding. NCBI's taxonomy places the organism in Eukaryota, Viridiplantae, Streptophyta, Magnoliopsida, Caryophyllales, Amaranthaceae. The record is from RefSeq and is a predicted model, not a curated record. The transcript is spliced from 9 exons.